AGGAGUCGGUUCUUCGGCAGCCCCGGCUGUUUUGCUGCCGCUUCUGCCGCUGUCGGUUUUUUUCGAGCCGAAGCGGAGUCGCCGACGGCCAGACCGCGGGGAGGAGUAGCGUAGGUUCAGGAGCGGAGGUGGAGGCGGUGGCGGAGCGGGCUCGGAGCUCCCUGGAUCAGGAUCACCGAUGGAGCUGUCGGCCAUGGGGGACCGCGUGUUCGCCGCCGAAGCCAUCCUGAAGCGGCGCGUGCGGAAAGGCAGCAUUGAAUAUCUGGUUAAAUGGAAAGGAUGGGCAUUGAAGCACAGCACAUGGGAGCCAGAAGAAAACAUCCUGGACGGUCGGCUCAUCACAGCCUUCGAGCAGAAGGAGCGGGAGCAAGAGCUCUAUGGCCCAAAGAAGCGGGGACCUAAACCAAAAAACUUUCUCCUCAAGGCAAGAGCUCAAACAGGUGAAACGUCAUCCCGAGGGUCCAGCGCUCGUCACACUCCUCCUCACUCUUCCUCCUCAGCCGCUGUCACUCCUAAUCCUCCAUCUUCCUCAUCAUCUGCUUCCCUAGCUCCCACACCCAGACUGCACUCCUUGGCUGCGUCUCACAAGCUGAAGAAGGACAUCCAUCGCUGCCACCGGAUGUCUCGCCGACCGUUACCCCGUCCCGACCCAGAUGGCUCCUCCUUUUCCUCCCGGUUGCCCAUCUCUCCAUUCUCUGAGACUGUGCGCAUCCUCAACCGUAGAGUCAAGCCACGAGAGGUCAAGCGGGGUCGCAUCAUCCUCAAUCUGAAGGUCAUCGACAAAUACGGUGGCGGAGCGACCAACAGAAGGCCGGCACAGACACAGCAAGGACGGGCGCAGCUCCCAUCCCGGAAUCGCAUCAUUGGGAAGAAGCAGGGCGACAUGCCCUACAGGCCCUUCCAGCCUCCCAUGAAAAUGCUUGGCUUCCCCAUGUACGGGCAGCCGUUUGGACUUCAGCCAUGCCUACCUGUUUCAGUCCAGACUAGCAAAAGAGCGGGAUCUACCCCUGUAGCUAAAGGCAGGGGCCCAGGCCGUCCUUCAAAGCCCAAAUUUCCAUACCAGUCACCCCCUUCACCUUCUAGCUCCAGCGGGUCUGAAAGUGACGCUCCUUCUCCACCCCAAAUCCAGCCUGGCCCUCCACAGGCACCACCCGAGACUGCCCCAUCGUCCCCUCCAGUGCUAAGCCCAGAAACUCCUUCCCGUUGCUCUGGCGUUCCUCAGAGUCGCAGCAGUGGUGCCAAGCCUGGAUCAGCAUCCAGUCCCACAUCCUUCCUGCCCUCCUCACCAUCCCUCUCUUCUUCCUCAUCAUCAUCACCUGAAGAUGAAGAUGAGAGGGCUCAGAAACUCCCCGCCCCACCGAAGGGUGGAAGGAGGAAGCCGUGCCGACGAUUCCGGGCGUCUGAAGGUGCCAAUUCUCGCCCGACAGCAGAGAAGAAGGCCUUGAAAAGGGGCAACCCUGACUGGCGCCCUGAACGGGCACCCAGCUGCGCCAACGUGGUAGUCACUGACGUGGCCACCAACCAACUCACUGUCACCAUUAAGGAAUUCUGCAAGCCUGGAGCCAGUUCCACAGAUUCCACACCCCCGUCCCCGUCCCAAGCGAAGAGCCCCAGCUUUUCCACCCUUUCUGCCACCUAGGCCUCUCCAGCUAAUAGACUCUUCACCCAGUAACCCCAAUAAGAACUUGCCAUAAAAAUAUUCAGCUUCCCAAAAAGAGAGUUGCCAUUGAUGAAAUUGAAAAGUAUUUUUUAAUGGAUUUUAGAUGUAUAUGGAAGUAAUAUGUGGAGAUGCAGAGAGUUUGGACUCUGCAUAUUCCUUUCAACCGCACAUUGAUCCACACAAGAGAUUCUAGUACUUUAUUAAUAGUUUUUCUUUGGUGUUUAUGAUGACCCUGUUUUUUAAGACAGUUUGGUUAAAAAUAAGGCAUUCUGGAUUUUUUACCAAAUCUAGAUUUCACACAAAUUUUACAUUAUUGGGUUACAGUAUACAACAUUACACGCAUCCAGCAGGCCCUAUAUUAGCCAUCCUAGGGCUAACAGGAGGACACUUCAGACACUCAGUCACUGUAUUGAAUCAUACCUGCAUAGGUGUGACCAAGUGACUCUGGUGUUUUGGUCAUACGGUCUUAGAUACAAGUCAAGUCAAAUCCAGAGUGAAACUGCAUCGUAGCGGAAAUCAGUUGCUAGAGCAAGUUGAAGUGAAUUGUCUCAGUGUGAUUUAUAAAGACUGCCGGGUCAUCGUGUGAACAUACAUUCUGCUUCGUUUGAAGUCCAUGAAUUCUGUAAAGAUUGUGCUUUAGCACCUGCACUUGUUUGGCAACAGCCAAAGCAUGCAUCGUAACAAGCCCACAUCCUUUCCUCCCAAGGGUUUGAGAUCCCAUUCCACCACAAGGCGUACACCAGACUGGACCUAAAUGCACGCACAGCGAAAAAGCUGCAUAGACAGUUCAGAUCUGCUCCACCUCUCCUGUCUACCCCGUCCAUUACCGAAGAACUGCGUCCACCAAGACGCUAAACUGCCAGUGUUUUUUUUCUGUGAAUACGCCAAGGACUGCGUCUCAAGAUUGCUACUGUACCGCUGUUCCCAUCCCUUUCGCAUAUUCCCUCUGUCUUCAGGAGUCCUGUUUGCCUUCCGACCUAACCCAAGUUUAUGUUUGGUUUGGUGUGAUUUUGACUUUCUUUUUCCAGGGCUUUCAUAAGACAUUGAUGUUUCGUAGAGUUGGUUUAAGAAGCUUGAAGGUUGUCUUGUUUCACCCAGUUCUACCAAAUAUAAGUUCUUGCCUUGGUUGUUGAUACUGGCUGUGGCCAACACCUGAUAAUGCAUCUUAAACCAGUUCUGCGAAAUAGACUCUGGUCCGACUGAGUGCUAGCAUGGAUAGAUCAGACCUGGGAUAAAAACAACAAACAGUCCACUUUGUUUUAUGUGAUGAUUCAUAUUGGUUCUGUCAACUCGUAGCAUACGUGGUAAACUGCACUUACCAAGGUUCAGCGCGACCACACUUUGAUUUAUUUCAUUUCCUGUCAAAAUGGGCAGUAAUUAAUUUUUCAGCAUGACGAAAAAGAAAUCUGCAGCCACACCUCCAAAGUUCAGUCUUAGAAGUUGGUUUCAUUUCCUGCUUCUCACAAACACGUUCAGUGUUGACCGGACUCUUGAGUGCCUGGUCCGUUGUUCUGAGAACACCAGCAACUUCUUUGUUUGGUGCUUGUAUUUUCAAGAUGAAAGCUUGGAAGUAUAUAAUGUAUCUGGUGGGGACCAUUUUGGUGGUCUACUAGGUGUUGCAGGUGGUUGUCAGGUGUCCCAUUUUCUUUAUAUCUUUUUUUUUUCUUUUCAGUUUUGGACACUCCUGUCGAUGUUCCCCUCCCUUUUGCAGGGAGGAGGAUCUUCUGUCUUAUCUGACAAUUGCACAACGUGUACUUAACAACUGCUUCUGCUGGAAAUGAAUGAAAUGAAGGGUGGUCUCUGACUUUUGCUGAGUACUGUAGAUGAAUUGUUUUGUUUGAGAGAUAUUCUUUCAGAGCUUUUUGCACAAGGGCUCGUGUGAAUGUAACUUGAGGGAUUUCGUUUUUUGGGGGGGGGGUUUGCACGCGCUGUUGCUUACGUUAAUUAAUUUUCAACGUCGGGUUUAUCCAUGGUAUACAAUUGCAAAAGCAGGUCAUGUAUUUAUGGCUUAUUUAUACACAACAUAAUCCCUGAAAGCAACCCUGGUAUCUUUCAUACCUGUGCCCUUCCGUAAGGCCUGUAGGGAAUGCUGCGUCCUGCUAGCGGUACAAGGAGUUUGGCAUUGAAAGUUCACAUGGCAGCUAACUCAACUGUGGCGAAGGAUAACGCAAUGUCAGACGCUACCGUAGGACAUGAAAAAAGUCACUUGAUUUAAUUAUAGAGCGCAAUUCAAUUAAGCAGCGCAUGACCGCAGAAUCCCUGCUAAUCUUAAUUACUGUGCCUUUGGGAACUUUGGGGAGAGGAUACUAUGAAGGAACAUUUUACAUGAUACAAGGCUGAAAAUGGUGUAGAUAUGACUUUUUUUUUCUUUCCUAAUCUAACCUUCCUAGAUUAUAGAUUAUAGGUUUCUUUCAUUUUGGGGCAAUAGAUUAUCUUACCUCCCUAGUCAUUUGUUUCCAAAGCAGCUGGCGCUUGCCAUUUCUGCGCUAGUAUUAUUCCUAGUUAUUUAGUGACCAAAUGUACUCUUUUAGACCUGCAUAGCACUGUCCAUUAGAUUAUUUUGCUUAGUUAUUAUUGUCUUUUAAUUGUUGUAUUUCCAAGCUCCAUAGGUGAUGUUUAUCCCAGGUCUGGGAGAUAUGGACUUACUGACCCUCCCUUCUCUGGUGCUGCCCCAUCGUAGGGCGUCUCGUGUGGUGCAUCUGUACUAUAGCCGGUAUAAUGAAGCAUGUGUUGCCUUCCACAGCUGUGUUUGAACUCCACAAUUUAGUGACCCCCUUUCACUUAGGAAGUGUUCCACUUUACUGACAGCUGAGUCUCUGUUUACCCGUGUGUACUGUAAUGUUAGCGAUUAACCGUAGGAGUUACUAUGGCGUGAAAACAGCUUUUGCGAAGGUGGCUUGUCGUCCAGAGGUAGCACAGCACUAAGUUAUCAAGUGGCCUACGUUUAUAUUUUCAAUAGGGCUCGAAGUUCUUUUGGAUGUAGCCACCAGGGCCAGUCGUGGCACCUAUGAGAAGAGAUUAUUGUUUUAAAAAAAAAAAAAAAAGAACUUAACACCUUCAGAUAGCGGAAGAUUGUCUGGAGCGUUUCUUCGAGGGCUUCUUGUCUUUUUAUUUGAAUUUUCGUACUGUAGAAGUGAUUAAGUGCCGCCUUUCCUUUAUAGCCAUUGUUGUUCUAUUUUAAUAGUCCAGUUUGGGUUUGAGCGAAUGGAAAACCCAAAAACCGAAUUAAGUGUGAUUUCUGAAAUGUGUCUGUAUGGUUUUAUGUAUAAGGUAAAUGCCAUUGAUGAAGUUGAUAAUAUUAAUGUUGACGAUGAUGAUAACGUAAUGUAUCUGAUGCAUGUUUUGCAAACCCUAAUUGUACAGGUCAUUUAAAUGUCAAUUAUUGAUGUUGCUUUGUGUGUUGCUCUUGUAAGAUGCUUUUAAUAAAAAUCACCCCAAAGGCAAA
Messenger RNA from Pygocentrus nattereri (red-bellied piranha), 5105 nucleotides. RefSeq names its product chromobox homolog 6a (gene cbx6a). The coding region runs from base 179 to 1639 and encodes 486 amino acids. The transcript is spliced from 5 exons. NCBI's taxonomy places the organism in Eukaryota, Metazoa, Chordata, Actinopteri, Characiformes, Serrasalmidae. The record is from RefSeq and is a predicted model, not a curated record.